Aspergillus melleus is the source of this 2229-nucleotide messenger RNA. RefSeq names its product Zn(II)2Cys6 transcription factor. The coding region runs from base 1 to 2229 and encodes 742 amino acids. Lineage: Eukaryota; Fungi; Ascomycota; Eurotiomycetes; Eurotiales; Aspergillaceae. Gene Ontology annotation, molecular function: sequence-specific DNA binding; DNA-binding transcription factor activity, RNA polymerase II-specific; zinc ion binding. Gene Ontology annotation, biological process: DNA-templated transcription; positive regulation of transcription by RNA polymerase II. Gene Ontology annotation, cellular component: nucleus. The transcript has 4 exons. The record is from RefSeq and is a predicted model, not a curated record.
AUGGAGUCGAAUGAUACCCCUCCCAGCAAACGCCGAUGCGUCGGCAAGGAUCGAGUUCGCGUCACGCGUGCAUGCGAUACUUGUAAAAAAAAGAAGCUGCGCUGCUCGGGCACCCUUCCUUGCUCGCUAUGCCAGCGGUCGGGGCAGCAAUGUAAAUACAAUGCUGGUUAUACCAGGGGCAAACUGCCACCAAUCCCGCUGCUGCACCAAUCCCAGGAGAAAGGAACUGGCCCGACCGAGCGGGUCGAAAUUCCACCGAGUGUGACUCCAGACAAACUGCGUCCUCCACCAGCCAUAGCCAACAUAGAAAGUGAAGGCCGUUUUUUGUUACCAGCGGAUGAAAAUGCAAAUGUUACAUCGUCUCGCAAUUCGCCUGAACCUCACCAAACCGACAUGGAAGGUCACUAUGUAGGCCCUUCCUCUGGAGUCUCGUUUUUGAUUCGUGUCCAGAAGAGACUGCACCAGAACGUCGCUUUCUCGCCGAACACGACUAUCUUCAGUUUUGGUGAUGCGCCACUGCCCAAAUAUGAUGCGUCCUUCCUAGUUCUUCCGACCAAAGAGGAAGCCAGGGCUUUGCUCAACCGGUAUUUCGACUUUGGGUUUCCUACACAUCGAUUCCUGCAUCAGCAGACGACCGAAGGUUGGCUUGAAGAAUUGUAUGGUGGCCUACAUGACACUCAAAGCGUUGCGCCUGGCGCAAGGGAGGUGAGGGCGUUACUUCUCAUGCUAUUUUUACAAGCAAAGCAGUAUCUGCCCAAGUCGGAGGAUGCGUUAGGAGCUUCAGUAAAUAGCGCGGUUUAUUUCGGUGCCUCGGAACACCAUCUGGCAGCUGAAACAGGACCUGUUCGCCUCACUAGUGUUCAAGCACGCCUGGCGCAGUGCUUUUAUCUACUAUCUCAGUCCCGAAUCAACCAUUGCUGGAGUCUUUUCGGAACCACCGCUCGGCUUGCUAUCGCCAUCGGCCUACACCGCAAACGACGCCGAGAACACGCGUUAGGUCUCGAUGACUUUGUGGAUCAAGAGUGCCGUAAAAGAGUAUUUUGGUGCGCGUAUAGCUUGGAUAAUUAUCUCAGUGCCGCCUUGGGCCGUCCUCGGAUAUUUCAUGAUAAUGAAAUAGACCAAGAACUACCCGCAAUCGCCAAUGAUUCACAGAUCAGAACCGACGCCAUUAUUCCAGCUACUUCGAACGCCCAGAGCAUUAUGCUCGCUCCUGUAUAUCAUGCAAAAUUGUCCAGGAUUAUCAGUGGCAUACUCCGUGAUCUAUACGGGAUCCAGAAAACCACUUUACAGACGCAAAUAUCCGCCGCCGCAAAGUACGGGGCCGAGUUGUCCCAAUGGCGAAAGAAGCUGUCCGCAUUUCUCGAUCUCCCAAGUAUAGAUAUGUUGAUCACUCUAUAUCAACGUCAGUACAAUGUGUUGAAUCUGGCCUUUUCACACGCUCAAAUUCUACUUUACCGGCCCUUCGUUCUCAAGAACUUUGCCGUACUGGCAAGUGCAACGAGCAAAAAGAACGAGCAGCUGCAUGGGACCAUCAAUGAAAAUGUCCAGAGCUGUUUAAGUGCCGCGAUGAAGAUAGUAGGCAUUGUCCGCGACCUCUGUGAGCAUGGCAAAAUGUACCAUGCCUUUUGGUUCACCCAUUACUAUGCAUUCUCAGCAAUUGUUGUACUAUAUGUUCAUGUUAUUCAGAGCCGGUCCCAAGCCGUCAACAUACAAGGAGAUUCUCUAUACUUCCAAGCCGGCGAGCAAGCACAAAAAGAUCUAGCAACAUGCGGAUCAACAUCAUCCUUUGCGCAGCGCUAUGUUAUGGUCCUCGAGGAGCUUCGAAAGGAGGCACAAGAAUCAAUCAGACGUAAGCAUCAUAAUGACGCGGAGCAUUACUCGACAGACCAGCCGCGCCUUGUAGGGAGCGAGAUCGCCAUGGCCGAGACGGGAAGGCCAAGCAACCCUGAAGAACAAGUUGACUAUCACAACUCCAGUGACAACGGGAUAAAGAAUGGCGUUCCUCAUAUUCCUGGCAGCAUGACAGACCCUCAAAUUGAUGGUUUAGAUUCAUCGGGGAUCCCGUUGGAAUCACAAGGCUGGAUGGACGGCCUGAUGGAGGAUACCAGUCCCGCGUCAUACAUUGCUGAUCUAACUAGCUGGGGAGAGUUCGAUUCGUUGGCCCUUACUGGCUUGGGGGAGCUAGGGUUUCUGUUUCCAACAGAGGGUUCUUCUGAUUUUGGACUGUGA